GUACAAUUAACCGUCUAACAAGUUUAUCCUAGUUUUCCGUUGGUAGGAUUGUUUGAUCUCAACUGCAAAACCCCACACUUUCCGAUUUCGAUCUUUUUGACCACCAGAAAUGGAUGAUGGAAGUGAGCCAAGAAGGAUGAGAAAGAAGAUGAAGACACAUUUUCAGUUGGAGAUUCUUGAGAAAACUUAUGCUGUGGAGGCAUAUCCAUCACAGCAGCAUCGAGCAAAGCUAUCUGUGCAGUUGAAUUUAACAAAUGGGCAGUUGAAAAAGUGGUUUUCUAAUCGGAGGGCAAAAGAUAGAAAAAUCCCCAACUCCUCAAACUCAAACAAGAUUGGUUAUAAUAUGGAUAAGAGAAAGGAAAGCGAACGCGCUUGGAGCUACCCAAACAAUUGCAUACCAAAGAAAAAACGAAGCCAGAAACCAAAGAUUAGUUGUAGAAUGAGCAAGACGAAGGAACGCGCUUGGAAAAACACAAACACUCAGAUACCAAACAAGAAGCUAAAAUCGUUGCGCAAGUUACUCGACGGAGAUGAUGAUAGUGAUGUAGAAGAACUGUUAGACCCUAAACACUCUGAGUUGGUUGAAAAUGUCUCUUCUAUGUCGGAUUCUUUACUUGAUGAUGAUGAUGGUGAUGGUGAUGGUGAUGAUGAUGAUGAUGAUGAUGAUAACGAUAAUGAUGAUGAUGUAGAACUAUCAACCACGAAGCAGGAACAUCGUGAGUUGGUUGAAAAUCUGUCUCAUAUGUCUGACUCUCUGGAAAAGAACUCAUCUUGUCAAAGUGACAUGGUUUGUGUCCAAGGCUACAAAGUGAAGCGGAGCAUAGCAACAAUUCUUGAAGCCAUUUUCAAGAAGCACGGUGACAUUGCAGCUAACUGCGUAUUCAAAACAUCUUCCACGAGAACACAUUUCCUCGAGGUUGUUUGUGAAGUCGUUAGACGAAUUCAAACCGAUGAUAUGACUGAGAUGGUGGAAGAUAUAGAGUGCCAAGUGUCGGAUGCAGAAGCUGCCAACAUUAAUGUGUCAUGGAUUCGAGCGCACUUCGAAGCUUUUCACAAAAGGAAGGAGACGAGUGAAAAGUGUAGUUUGCUUAUGGAGAUGGAAUCAAACACCAUUUUGGUUAAAGAAGCUGCCCAAAUGGAUCUGAGAGAGAGAUGUGCGGAGCUAAUGAGUGCGCAAGAACGGUUUAAAAAUGCUGAAAGGUGUGUGAGGGUGCUUCAUCUUGUUGAAAAAAAUCUACAUGACAACAUCUUGGAAUCUAAGUCUAAACUAGACUCAUGGGUAGAUCAUCCAGUUGUAUAGGCUAAUUAGAUCAUGAUAUGGUAUGGUGUGUAAUUAUUAGAAGUUUUUUUUGUCA
Molecule: messenger RNA, 1355 nt
Organism: Helianthus annuus (common sunflower)
Lineage: Eukaryota; Viridiplantae; Streptophyta; Magnoliopsida; Asterales; Asteraceae
Product: protein bfr2-like
Exons: 7
Coding region: 110-1300 (396 amino acids)
Biological process (GO): regulation of DNA-templated transcription
Molecular function (GO): DNA-binding transcription factor activity, RNA polymerase II-specific; DNA binding
Source: RefSeq, a predicted model, not a curated record